AUGACAGUAUAUAAGCCUGAUUUUGGAAUAAAUCCAUGGACCCCUUGGAAACCAAUGCCACUCGUAAUAAGUGUUAUUGUUGGUGCUUCUCUGGUGCUCAUAGGUUUAGCACUAGGUUUAGGUUUGGGUAUUGGAUUAAACAAUGGUAGUCAAGAGUUGACGUUGACUUUACUCACAAACACUACAUUAACAACAAUUACAACAAAUAUUACAACUACAACAUCAACAACAUCAACAGCAUCAACAACAAAUACUACGAGCACAACAACGACAACAACAACAACAACUGUGGCUGGGGGAAAAUAA
Molecule: messenger RNA, 306 nt
Organism: Rotaria sordida
Lineage: Eukaryota; Metazoa; Rotifera; Eurotatoria; Philodinida; Philodinidae
Source: the annotation of a GenBank genome assembly